This is a messenger RNA of Sphenostylis stenocarpa, 3345 nucleotides long. Lineage: Eukaryota; Viridiplantae; Streptophyta; Magnoliopsida; Fabales; Fabaceae. The record is from the annotation of a GenBank genome assembly.
AUGGCAUUGGAGUGUGGUUUUCAUUUCCUGAAUGGGGUUUACACGAUGCUGUUGUUUUGCCUUGGCAUUGUGCUUGUGAAUUCGGUUAAUGAAGAGGGCUCAAGUCUUUUGAUGUUUAAAGCUUCCCUUCUUGACCCAAGCAACAAUCUCUAUAACUGGAAUUCUUCUGAUUUGACUCCUUGCAAUUGGACUGGUGUUUAUUGCACGGGUUCAGUAGUAACUUCUGUGAAACUUCACCAACUUAAUCUGUCUGGUACUUUGGCUCCUACAAUCUGUAAUCUUCCAAAGCUGCUUUUGUUGAAUUUGUCAAAAAAUUUCAUCUCUGGCCCUAUUCCUGAUGGUUUUGUUGAGUGUGGUAGUUUGGAGGUUUUGGACCUUUGCACAAAUAGGCUUCAUGGACCCCUUCUGACCCCUAUUUGGAAAAUCACAACACUUAAAAAGCUCUACCUGUGUGAAAACUAUAUGUAUGAUGAAGUGCCAGAGGAGCUUGGGAAUUUGGUGUCACUUGAGGAGCUAGUCAUUUAUAGCAAUAAUUUAACUGGGAGAAUUCCCUCUUCAAUAAGAAAGUUGAAGCAGCUUAGAGUUAUAAGGGCAGGUUUGAAUGCCCUCUCCGGGCCAAUACCUUCUGAAAUCAGUGAGUGUGAGAGCUUGGAGAUAUUAGGGUUGGCACAGAAUCAGUUAGAAGGUUCCAUUCCAAGGGAGCUUCAAAAGCUUCAGAACCUCACCACUAUACUUCUAUGGCAAAACUCUUUCUCUGGGGAGAUUCCUCCUGAGAUUGGAAACAUUAGUAGCUUGGAACUGCUCGCUUUGCACCAAAAUUCACUAACUGGUGGUGUUCCCAGGGAACUCGGAAAGCUGUCCCAGUUGAAGAGGUUGUACAUGUACACCAACUUGUUGAAUGGAACAAUUCCACCAGAGCUAGGAAACUGCACAAAUGCUAUUGAGAUAGACCUAUCUGAAAACCAUUUGAUUGGGAUCAUUCCCAAGGAGUUGGGCCUAAUAUCUAAUCUUAGCUUGCUUCAUUUGUUUGAAAACAAUCUGCAGGGUCAUAUUCCAAGGGAGCUUGGUCAGUUGAGGGUGUUAAGAAAAUUAGACCUGUCACUAAAUAACUUGACAGGUACAAUUCCACUGGAGUUUGAAAACCUUACAUACAUGGAAGAUUUGCAGCUAUUUGACAAUCAUCUUGAUGGUGUGAUUCCUCCUCAGCUGGGAGCUAUUAGAAACCUUACUAUUCUUGAUAUAUCUGCAAACAACCUUUUUGGUAUGAUACCUGUUCAUCUUUGUGCAUAUCAGAAGCUGCAAUUCCUUAGCCUUGGGUCAAAUAGGUUGCUUGGAAAUAUUCCUUAUAGCCUCAGAACGUGCAAAUCUCUUGUGCAGCUUAUGCUGGGGGACAACCUGUUGACAGGAAGCCUACCUGUUGAAUUGUAUGACCUUCACAAUCUCACUGCACUUGAACUCUUUCAGAACAGAUUUUCGGGGAUAAUAAACCCGGGGAUAGGCCAACUUAGGAAUCUAGAGAGGCUUCUCUUGUCAGCUAACUACUUUGAAGGCUAUCUCCCUUCUGAGAUUGGAAGUUUGACACAACUUGUCACAUUCAAUGUUUCCUCUAACCGUUUCAGUGGAAGCAUACCUCAUGAGUUGGGAAACUGUGUUAGACUGCAGAGGCUUGAUCUUAGCAGGAACCACUUCACUGGUAUGCUUCCAAAUGAAAUUGGCAGCCUGGUGAACUUGGAACUGUUGAAAGUUUCUGAUAACAUGCUCUCAGGAGAAAUACCAGGCAGUUUGGGGAACCUUAUUCGGCUCACAGACCUCGAACUGGGUGGCAACCAGUUUUCAGGAAGCAUCUCUUUUCAUUUGGGAAGACUUGCAGCUCUUCAGAUCGCUCUAAACCUGAGCCACAACAAACUUUCUGGCUCAAUUCCUGACAGUCUUGGGAACUUACAAAUGCUAGAGUCCCUUUACCUAAAUGACAAUCAACUUGUUGGUGAGAUUCCUGCAUCAAUUGGUGACCUUCUCAGUCUUGUCGUAUGCAAUGUAUCUAACAACAAGCUAGUAGGAACUGUUCCAGACACCAAUACAUUUAGAAAGAUGGAUUUCACUAACUUCGUGGGGAACAACGGUUUGUGCCGAGUCGGUACCAGUCAUUGCCAUCCAUCUAUAUCUUCCUUUCAUGCUGGGAAACAAAGCUGGAUCAGAAAUGGUUCCUCAAGGGAAAAAAUAGUGAGCAUUGUUUCUGGGGUGAUUGGACUAGUUUCUCUUAUUUUCAUAGUGUGCAUAUGUUUGGCCAUGAGGCGCCGAAGCCAUGAUGCUUUUGUUUCACUUGAAGGGCAAACUAAGACUAAUGUCUUGGAUAACUACUACUUUCCUAAAGAAGGGUUUACAUACCAGGAUCUGUUGGAAGCCACUGGCAAUUUUUCAGAAAAUGCAGUUCUAGGAAGAGGAGCUUGUGGCACUGUUUACAAGGCUGUUAUGAGUGAUGGUGAAGUGAUUGCUGUCAAGAAGCUGAAUUCUCGAGGAGAGGGAACAAAUAGUGUUGACCGAAGCUUCCUUGCCGAGAUUUCAACCCUUGGAAAGAUCAGGCACAAGAACAUUGUGAAGCUGUAUGGAUUUUGCUACCACGAGGAUUCUAAUCUUCUCUUAUAUGAAUACAUGGAAAAUGGAAGCCUUGGGGAACAACUUCAUUCAAGUGCAACCACUUGUGCAUUGGAUUGGAGUAGUCGAUAUAAAAUUGCUCUUGGAGCAGCGGAAGGCUUAUACUAUCUUCAUUAUGAUUGCAAACCUCAAAUCAUUCAUCGUGACAUAAAGUCAAACAACAUAUUACUUGAUGAGGUGUUUCAGGCUCACGUAGGAGACUUUGGCCUGGCAAAGUUGAUUGAUUUUUCUUUCUCAAAAUCCAUGUCUGCUGUGGCUGGUUCCUAUGGCUACAUUGCCCCAGAAUAUGCUUACACCAUGAAGGUGACUGAGAAGUGUGACAUCUAUAGCUUUGGGGUAGUUUUGCUUGAACUAGUUACUGGGAGGUCACCUGUUCAACCUUUGGAACAAGGUGGUGACCUGGUGACUUGUGUGAGAAGGGAAAUUCAAACAUCAGUACCAACAUCUGAAUUAUUUGACAAGAGAUUGAAUCUUAGUGCUCCAAAGACAGUUGAAGAAAUGUCUCUUAUUCUCAAAAUUGCCCUGUUCUGCACCAGCACAUCACCAAUUAAUAGGCCUACAAUGAGAGAGGUCAUUGCAAUGUUGAUUGAUGCUAGGGAAUAUGUCAGUAAUUCACCAACCUCUCCUACAUCAGAAUCUCCAUUGGAUGAGGAUGAUGGAAUUUCUUCCAAAGAUGAUGGUCUUGAAUUGUAA